Messenger RNA from Thermothielavioides terrestris NRRL 8126, 985 nucleotides. RefSeq lists its product as uncharacterized. Bases 294 to 962 code for a protein of 222 amino acids. The record is from RefSeq and is a predicted model, not a curated record. NCBI's taxonomy places the organism in Eukaryota, Fungi, Ascomycota, Sordariomycetes, Sordariales, Chaetomiaceae. The transcript has a single exon.
CAGCAAGGUGAAUGGUAGGUCCGCUGGCUCAAUGGCAGAGCGUCUGACUACGAAGGCGUAAUCAGGAGGUUCCAGGUUCGACCCCUGGGUGGAUCGAUUGCUUUUUCCAUUUUCUUUUCCUUCUUCUUUGGCUCCGUGCGGAAUGAGGCAACCCUAACCCAGGACCGGCCGGGCUUGCUGCCAGUUGGUUGCUGGAAAACUUGGCCAUGUGCGGCUCAGCCCCAGCGGAGGCCAACCUAGCUGUGAGUCUGUGACCGACAUGAGCGUGCGUCGCCAGGCAAACGGGAAAAGAGAUGCCAGUCCGGACUUGGCUCACAGCAAAGGCUCUGCGAGAGGUAAAAUCAACUGCCGCGUCAACCCGCGCAACAGUCGCGCCGACAACGUCGCCAACCGCCGCACCGGCAGAGCCGAUCCAGCUCUUUGAGGACGCGGCUGCCUGGGAGACGUGGCUGGAGGCAAACCACACCAACGCAGCGGGCUUGUGGCUCAAGAUCAGCAAAAGGGGCAGUAACGUCGCGUCGGUCACCUACGACGAAGCCCUGGAUGUGGCCCUCUGCUUCGGCUGGAUCGACGGUCAGAAAAAGAGCUACGAUGCAAACCACUUCAUUCAGCGCUUCACGCCCCGGCGCCCCAGGAGCAUGUGGUCCAAGCGCAACGUCGAUAGAGUCGCCGUGCUGAUCGCCGCCGGGCGCAUGCGGCCGCCGGGACAGGCCGAGAUUGACGCGGCGAAGGCGGACGGGCGUUGGGAGAAGGCCUACUCGUCCUCAAGCGUGAUGGAGGUGCCGGCCGACUUCCAGGCCGCGCUGGAUCAGAACAAGAAAGCCAGGGCAUUUUUCGACGGCCUGGGCAAGACCAAGCGCUACCAGUUCUUGUGGCGCCUUGCAACGACGAAGCGGGAAGAGACGAAAAGGAAGAAGAUCGAGCAGUUUGUGGCACUGUUGGCCGAGGGGAAAACAUUAUAGCCCGAGGGGAACUCUCCAUGGAC